GAGAGUGUGCCGCCUCGAUAUGUCAAAGAUAAGGGCGCACCAAUUAGACGGCACGAGACCUGGCAUAUGAAGAACCAGGUACACAAUAUAUCAGCUUAUACAUGGUUAAACAGUUGCUACAUUAAUUUCGGUGCCACUAUUCUCUCCUCAAGCGGCCCUUUAGAUUCAACUUCCCCAAAGACAUGGUCGCUGUGUGUCAGUGUCAGCCAGACGACAAUCUACCAAUAUGGCGACAGUUAUUCAAUAGUAGCCUUUUACCGCUAUGGUAGCUAUAUCCACGCCGUUUGUACUCUAGUAAGCUUCGGCGUGUUAUCGUGGUUGUAUCUCUGCGUCUCACUCGCUUACAUUCUCGCUUACUGACUUACUUACGCUCAUAUCAUUACCUCAACCAGUACUUCACUCAACGAUAAUAAUUGCACUUAUUUCUGCCUCAAAUCCUCCUACCUCCCAACCAAGCCAUCUUCUUAUCACAAAUCUGCAAAAUGAGCUAUAAAAUUUCCCAUUUGUCCGUUUCUGCACUACGACGUCACUGUGCCCGCCUGUCAACCCACUGUGGAACCGCCACUAACAGAAAAAAAUAAAACGUUUUACAGUACUUGCAUCCUCCACCAAACCCGCACCAAAGCACAAGUACCUGCUAUCACGUCAGCCCAGCCCAGCGUGCAUUAACACCCCUCCUCCCCCGCCAAAAGACCGGGCCGACGCCAUCACGAAAACUGCCAAUGACGCAUCGCUAUCUGCCAACCUGCACGCAGCCUUGACAUGUGCACCACGGCAAUUCGCCAAUUUUAAAGAGAUUUUCCAUUCUUCUCUUUUAACAACAAUCAAGUUCCUUCCUCUCCACCCUCUCUCUUUCUCUUUGACUCAAUCCCUACCAACAUCACCACCAUGUCUCUCACAAACGCAACCCCCGAAGCCGCAGCCCGCGAAGCAAAAUCAGCGUCCUUUGCCCUCGCCUCUCUUCCCGACUCUGCCCGCAACGACGCCCUCCAAUCCAUCCACGACGCUCUCGCCGCCGCAAAAGACACCAUCCUCGCCGCCAAUGCUCGCGAUCUCGAGCUCGCGCGCAAAGCCGCUGCCGACGGCUCACUGAGUGAAGCCCUCGUGAGCAGACUCGAUCUCGGCAAAAAGGGCAAAUGGGAAGACAUGCUCAAGGGCAUCCUUGAUGUCCGCAGCCUCGAAGACCCAGUCGGCAAGAUCCAGAUGCGCACCAAGCUCGACGACAACCUCAUCAUGGAGCGCGUCUCAUGCCCCAUCGGCGUGCUCCUCAUCAUCUUCGAAGCCCGCCCCGAAGUCAUUGCCAACAUUGCCAGCUUAGCCAUCAAGUCCGGCAACGCCGCAAUCCUCAAGGGCGGCAAAGAAUCCACCGAGUCCUUUGUCGCCAUCUCGAGCGUCAUCUCGGCCGCCCUGCAAAACACACAGGUCCCCAACGGCGCCAUCCAGCUCGUCACCACCCGCGACGCCAUUGCCAGUCUGCUCGCCCAGGACCGCUACAUCGACCUCGUCAUCCCCCGCGGCUCCAACGAGCUCGUCCGCUACAUCAAGGAGUCCACCAAGAUCCCCGUCCUCGGCCACGCUGACGGCAUCUGCUCCAUCUACCUCACUGCUUCGGCCGACACCGAAAAGGCUGUCGGCCUCGUCGUCGACUCCAAGACGAGCUACCCCGCCGCAUGUAACAGUGCCGAGACGCUGCUUGUCCAGGAGGCCGCGCUGCAGACGGUCUUCCCUGCUGUUGCGGCGGGUCUUUCGGCCAAGGGCGUCGCGUUGCGCUGCGACGCUGCGACAAAGGCGGCUCUUGCGUCCCUCAACUUGCCUAACAUUACAGAUGCUGUCCCCGAGGAUUAUGACACGGAGCAUCUCUCGCUGACUAUGUCUGUCAAGGCGGUUCCUAACGUCGAUGCUGCCGUGGCACAUAUCAACACCCACGGCUCGCACCACACAGACUGCAUCUUGACCUCGGACAAGGACGAGGCUGAGCGCUUCAUGAACCAGGUCGACACCGCGGGUGCGUACUGGAACGCUUCGACUCGUCUGGCGGACGGCAUGCGCUACGGCUUCGGCACCGAGGUCGGCAUCAGCACCAACAAGAUUCACUCGCGUGGCCCUGUUGGCCUCGAGGGCCUGACAAUCUACAAAUACAAGAUUCGCGGCGAUUAUCAGCCUACUGCGCAGUACGGCUCUGGCGAGGGCCAAAAGCCCUGGAAGCAUGAGCCCAUGGGCAUCUAAACAAACAAAAAAGAGGACUAGCGAUGACGAUUAUUACGCAUUUGUUGCUUAUUGAAUUGGGCUUGUUUUUUUGGCAUCCACACGGUAUUCAUGAUAUCCCACGAGGUAUACGGUACAUAGAAUCAGACUCGUUAAAAUAAAAUGUAAAGCUCGUACAAUGUCAUGGUUUUCGGCUUUCCACGUGCCAAUUACAUGCAGCAGCCACCUGUCCCAACAUCAAUACAUCUCAUUAAACAUAUGGCACAAGAGUAUGCCCUUGUUGACAAAAACAACUUUUUUUCUCACUCCCCGUUGCCCACCCCGCUUCGUUUCUACAAAAUUUGCUUAUUUUAGUCGUAUUGCUUAAUGAGAUCUAGCAGUCUCUUGCUCUCGCUGGUGUAGUCCACAGGUGUGGCGCUAAACACUUGGUAACGCAUCCUAGUGAUACUUUGUUAGUAAUGCUGUAUAUGGUUCAUGAUAUAAAUGUGAACGUACUUUUGAGCGCCACCAUAGGUGUCCAUCUUUGCGCGGCAGCGGAACUUGAGAGUCUGGCAGUUGACAGACUCAAAAAUGCUCUUGAAGCGGGCGUCGUCUGUCUGCUGGAUCUCGGUGAGCUCCGUGGCCGACAUGCCCAUAAUAGUGCGGCCAGUCUCGUCAAAGCAGCUGAGCCACUGGUGAUUUGUGUGGUCGGCAACAUUGAUCGACAUGAUGUAGCGGUACUCGGCACGGUCGUGUGUCGAGUCGCAGCUCUCACAGCGCCAUGUGCCAUCGCCCAUGGAAACCACCUUCUUGUUUUUGCAUUCCUCGCGGGGGCAAGCGGGAUAGGCAAAGUUUUCAUUGCGAAUAAAGACAAUCGUGGCCUUGAUCGAGUAGUACUGCUGGUCGUCAACACCAAUGUUCUCUUCCUUGACCUGGGCAAUGGUCUUGAGCUCGUCCUUGCGGCCACCGGCAGUUCCCAUGCCAGACGUGUUCUGGUGAGUGGCAAACGAGUCCGUGCGGCCAGUUGAGUCGUACCAGCCCUUGAGGCGGUGGGCGUCACUAAUAUCAGGGUCGACAGACAUGGUGCCGGAUGAAAGCAGGCUUAGACUUUUGCCGUUGAAGUCGGACACCUUGGUGCCCUUGAAAGCCAGGACAGACUCGGUGGGAGCCUCAAAGGAGCUGGCCAUGGCACCCCAGACUGUUACGCGUACAGAGUAUCCCGUGUCGUCGACAAUAGUCAAAUCACGCUUGGAGAAGGGCUGGCCAGUCUUCUUGGACGUGAUCUGGGACUCCUCGCCAACCUCCUUCAGGACACCGAUAAUGUCGACAGUGUUGUCCUUUUCCACGUUUUGCAAAUCUUGAAUGUUGCAGAAAUUGAAACGCAUCUGGGGGACGCUCGACUGGUCCUCAGCCUUGACAAUCGAGGUACCAUUCUCAAAGGUCAUCUCAUAGUCGUGGGAAAGGUUGGAGAACUGCUUCUUGGCUAUUUGCACUCUGCAUGGCGCGGAGAUGUAGUAGACAGAGCCUUCCUGCAGCAUAUCGAAGAACAUGUCGCAUUGGUCGUUGAAGCCAGUGGCCUUGAUCUCGCCACUCUCGUCCAAAAGGUUCACACUGAAGAGCUUGCCCUCGCCAGACGCCUUGUGCCAGCGCUUAAUGUCGGACUUGGAGGUAACACGGGCCUUGAUGGUCCACUUGUGAGAGUAAGGAGAGAGGCCCUCAAUAGGGUGAAUGUUGCCCAUGGCCGCGUUGUUGCUAGGGGCUGGGCGUGAGGGCAUCGACUGUGGCGCGGCGCUGGUCUCCUUCUUGGCUCCGUAGAAGUCGUUGCCAGAGAUUGUAGUCGCUUCGGGGGCGAUUUUGUUGAGGGGGCUAGGGUCGCCAAUCUUCUCGACUUCGCCGAAUUGUGUGAUGACAUCGAGCGUCAGGAUGAGGAUAAUGCUGUGUGGCAGGUUAGUAGGGCGGACUACAAAAUCCAGGCAGGCGGCAAUGUCACACUAACUGCUUGUUGUUGGUGGUGUUGGUGGUGUAUCCGUGGAUGCGAACAAGACUGCCGCGCUUGAGAAUAUCAUCACGCACAGCAGCAUUGGCUGCGGCAGCGAGGACGGCCUGGACGUAGUUGUCACCAUCGCUCAUGACAAGGCGGUAUCUUUCGCCACCCUGGGCAGCGGACUGGGCCAUGGGCUUGAUUUGCAGACAUUGCAUAACAGGGACGGGGUAAAGAGCCUCUGCCUUGUCCUUGUCGGUGAAGAUGGCG
Molecule: messenger RNA, 4435 nt
Organism: [Torrubiella] hemipterigena
Lineage: Eukaryota; Fungi; Ascomycota; Sordariomycetes; Hypocreales; Clavicipitaceae
Source: the annotation of a GenBank genome assembly